Messenger RNA from Naegleria fowleri, 1440 nucleotides. RefSeq lists its product as uncharacterized. The record is from RefSeq and is a predicted model, not a curated record. NCBI's taxonomy places the organism in Eukaryota, Heterolobosea, Eutetramitea, Acrasida, Naegleriidae. The transcript has a single exon. The coding region runs from base 1 to 1440 and encodes 479 amino acids.
AUGAAACGAAGACGUUGCUGCCUUUGCUCCAAGAACGCUUUGCGAACCGUGCCAACAAAUAUCACCAUACUCGGAACAGAAAAGUCCAAUGCAACACCUUUGCUAUGCAAUACACAUUACAACAAUAUCAAUAAUUUUAAAAACACCCACCACAUCAGCAACCCUGUUACCAUUGAAAUUCAAAAACAACCAAAAGGAGUGAAAGAUAUCAUUUCAAUCGUUACCGAUAAAUUCGGUCAAUGCAAACAUUCCGACAACAAGUGCUGUAGUAAUUGCAAAGAAGGUAAUACGCGAUGUAAAGGCAUCUCUUUCGAAAAAGUGAGCCAUUUAUUAACAGUAUCGGGAAUCAUAUCACACAAUGGCCACAGCUUCGGAAGUGUGAAUUUCAAUCAUCAUGGCGAAUUUUGUUUUUUUAGUGUAGACUGCAAUAAUUGCAAUCUCAACAAAUAUGGAGUUUGUGAAAAAUGUUAUGAAUGCUAUGAAACAAAAUUACGCCAUUAUCAGCGAACAAUUGAAAACCAAAAUACCAAAACAGCUCACCUCGCUGCAAGAACACAAGAAUACAAAAAUGUCAUCAAAUCAUUGAAGGCAAAAAUCUCUCGACGAGAUACUACAAUUAAGAAUUUCGAAGAAUUAAUUGAAGAAAAAGAUCAAAAACAUUAUUUGAUAGAACUUCUCUCGAUUGCGCUAGAGGAAGGAAAGUUACAUGAAACCCAGUUCUUUUAUCAAUUAUUAGAAAAUACUUUGCAAAAUUUGGUUUCGUCGAAAAAUGUUAACGGUUUUCGAUACAAAGAGUGUAUCAUUCAUUGGUGUUUAUUACUUCGAUUUUAUGGUGGUUCUUGUUUGUGGAAUAUUUUGAAAGGAAAUUCUCCCGGUGAAACUAUAACAUCUGAAAACGCAUUAGAUAAGCUUAAUCUAUUACUUCCAUCUAUCUCAACAAUUAAGAGCUAUCUUCCAGACUUGUCUUUUGGUAACCUUGUCGACAGUGAUUUGAAAGAUAUUGUUAAAGCCAUGGCAUUGAAUAAUAUUAGUAAUAAGAUCAUAAUUUCAUAUGAUGAAAUAGAGAUUAGAGGAGGAUUAUGUGUGAUGAAAAGUACUGGAAAAGUAAUUGGAUUCACAAAUUGCAAUGAAAAGUCUUUUGAAGAUAUAUAUAACGCAAAAAGAGAAAUUACACCAGACGAUAUUGCUAGUCAUGUGUGCCAGUUUUUUGCAACAACUAUUGACGGUGAGAUGUCUUUUCCUAUUUGUUUUGGUGGUCACAAAUCAAACCAUUAUGAAUUUACUACAAAGAAAAUGACAGAAAUUAGAGAUCAAUUCAAACGAACUUCUUAUGGAGAUUAUGUUUUAGAAGUGGUUGGAGGUUGUAUUGAUGGAUUAGCUGGUAAUUAUCAAUAUGCAACGAUGAACGAUGUUCAAACUGGAAUGAGAAAAAACAAUUAA